Molecule: messenger RNA, 852 nt
Organism: Daucus carota subsp. sativus
Lineage: Eukaryota; Viridiplantae; Streptophyta; Magnoliopsida; Apiales; Apiaceae
Exons: 3
Coding region: 177-545 (122 amino acids)
Biological process (GO): proton motive force-driven ATP synthesis
Molecular function (GO): proton-transporting ATP synthase activity, rotational mechanism
Source: RefSeq, a predicted model, not a curated record
AUAAUUUAAAGAAAUAAUAUUGACAUUUAACAAAAUAAAUAAAUCAUGUUGACAAUAAAAAGCAGCAAUAUGAGUCAAGCAGCUGGGUGAGAGAAAACAGAAAGCUCUAAACAUUCAUCAGCUGCAGCCAGUUUUCUUUCUGCUACAAGUUUCGGCAGGUCUAUUUGGGGAAUUCGAUGGCAUCAAAAUUAGCUCAAUUGAAGUCCAAGGCCUGCCAAGCUAAACAGUUUGUGGCCACUCAUGGUACUUCCUACUACAAACAGUUAUUAGAGCAGAAUAAGCAGUUCAUCCAGGAACCAGCCACUGUGGAAAAAUGCAAUGAGUUGUCCAAAAAGCUGUUGUAUACUCGUCUUGCCAGUAUUCCUGGUCGUACCGAAGCAAUGUGGAAGGAAGUUGAUUAUGUAAAGCAAGCAUGGAAGAAUAGGAAGGACUUGAAAGUGGAAGAUGCUGGCACUGCCGCGGUGUUUGGGUUGGAGUGUUUUGCAUGGUAUUGUGUUGGUGAGAUUGUUGGGAGGGGAUUUACAUUCACUGGUUAUUAUCCUUGAAGUAUGAAAUCCUUGGUUAAAAGACAAACCAGAUCCAUCAUCAACAAACAGUUUUACGAUCUUCCUUUCAUCACCAGCUCACAGCUGAUCCAAGUCAUUGACACUUGAUGCAAGAUUUUGCUAUUCUGCAUAGUAUUUUGAAGUGAAGAAACAAUUGUUAGAAUAUGUUGCUUUAAUAAUCUAUAUCCUGCGAUAUGGCAGUAUCAUAUACCCCCUUGGUGGGAUUGCUUUUGUUAUGGAUUGAGUUCAUUUAGUUGUGAGAAGUCUUAAAUAUUUUCCAAAUGUUAGUUGCUCUUGUUCAACUUAA